Messenger RNA from Tupaia belangeri chinensis (Chinese tree shrew), 1468 nucleotides. RefSeq names its product coiled-coil domain containing 85B (gene CCDC85B). The transcript is spliced from 2 exons. Gene Ontology annotation, biological process: negative regulation of DNA-templated transcription. Lineage: Eukaryota; Metazoa; Chordata; Mammalia; Scandentia; Tupaiidae. The coding region runs from base 624 to 1232 and encodes 202 amino acids. Gene Ontology annotation, cellular component: nucleus. The record is from RefSeq and is a predicted model, not a curated record.
AUAAAGGUUUAUUGAACAAACGAUUCCCUUGUGUGUUCCUCCUCCCCACAGGCAGGCAGGAAACGCUCUCUGGAAGGGAGGAUGGACCGGUGGUAAACGAGGACGUUUUGACUCAUGAUUCCAAGGAACUGGGAGCGAAGCUCUCAGAGAGACUUCCGAGUUGGACCAACUGGAAAGAGAUCCGUCUGGGUUGGGCAGGAGUAUGGGGCGGACCCCCGAAUCUUGAUUCUCAGAAGGAGCUCGACCUUGAGGAGAUCCCUAAUUUAGAAGUACAGAGCUCCCAAUUUCGGACUGAGACUGGCGUGGAGGGCGAUGGUGCAGAGACCUCUAGUCUUUAAGGGUUGGUAACUCUGCAGUGGGGAAGGAAAGAGUUGAGCUCUGGCCCUGCCCCUUUCCUGGGAGGCUUCCAUUGAUUGGCUAUCCUUGAGGAACGUCAUACGGCCCCGCCCCGGCGCGCGCACCGCCGCGUGCCCACCCCCAGGUGACUGCUGCUGCAGCCUACACUAUCCCUGCCACAGCCUGCCGCCCGCAGAGCCGGAGCGGAGCCCAAGCGGCGCCAGGCCCGACUUGGGGCUUCUGGGCCGCGGCGCCAGGCGGGCGAUGCUCCAGCGGCCCGACCAGCCAUGGAGGCCGAGGCAGGCGGCCUGGAGGAGCUGACGGACGAGGAGAUGGCGGCGCUGGGCAAGGAAGAGCUGGUGCGGCGCCUGCGGCGGGGGGGGGGGGCGCGCCUGGCAGCACUGGUGCAGCGCGGCCGUCUUAUGCAGGAGGUGAAUCGCCAGCUGCAGGGUCACCUGGGAGAGAUCCGAGAACUCAAGCAGCUCAACCGGCGCCUGCAGGCGGAGAACCGCGAGCUGCGCGACCUCUGCUGCUUUCUGGACUCCGAGCGCCAGCGCGGGCGGCGCGCCGCGCGCCAGUGGCAGCUCUUCGGGACCCAAGCAUCCCGGGCGGUGCGCGAGGACCUGGGAGGCUGUUGGCAGAAGCUGGCCGAACUGGAGGGCCGCCAGGAGGAGCUGCUGCGGGAGAACCUGGCGCUUAAAGAGCUGUGCCUGGCGCUGGGCGAGGAGUGGGGCCCCCGCGGUGGCCCAGGCAGCUCCGGGGGUUCAGGCGCAGGGCCAACACCCGAGCUCGCCCUGCCCCCUUGCGGGCCCCGCGACCUAGGCGAUGGAAGCUCCAGCACUGGUAGUGUGGGCAGUCCUGAUCAGUUGCCCCUGGCCUGCUCUCCUGACGACUGAGGGCCCUGCUUGCACCGCGCCGACGCCCGCCUGAAUUGCUCCCAGAACGCCAGAACUGCCGUGGACCUCUCAACCUGGCCACCGCCCCGACUACGCACGAGGGGCCGAUGGCAUGGAUUAAGAAACCCUGGAACCAAGAAGGGUCCCUCGCUCUCGCUGGCAGGGCAGCAAGGGGACUGGAGCGGAAAGACUUGUUGGGGGUUGGGUGAGGGCUAAUAAACCGGGGCGGAAGCGGA